Parnassius apollo (apollo) is the source of this 225-nucleotide messenger RNA. NCBI's taxonomy places the organism in Eukaryota, Metazoa, Arthropoda, Insecta, Lepidoptera, Papilionidae. The record is from the annotation of a GenBank genome assembly.
AUGCCUGCGCCCGAUUCAGACAAUAAUAAACAAAAAGUAAUAGAAAACAAUGCUCAAGAAUUAAUAGAUCAACCUGUAAGGGAAAUAACUCAAACUGACCAUCUAAACAAGAAAUUAUUGACUUCACUUUUUAACAGGAUGGUCGAGGGUGAUAGUGACUCUUCAUUAGCAAAAAUGUUGGAGCCAGAUAAUAUAAACGAAGAACAUGACGAGUGGAGUGAAUAG